AUGUAUAGCAAAGGCGAGAACUGUAAAUCCAUCUUGCUUGACAUAGAGAAUGCUGUUCGCGAACAUACUCAGCGAGUUGAGUCGAUUUUUCACACAAUGAGGCGUGACGACAAUCAAGUGAUAGUCCAUUCAAGAAAAAGUUUCCGGAAGAUGGUUUCUGAUUUUUCUGUCCGCAUCAGGCAAUCAUUUCUGCAAGAAAUGCAGAAGUGGUUCCUGAUUUUCUGCGAGGACUCCUCCCAAAGUGCUGUUUCUGUGGAGGAAGUCAAACUCGAGGAUAUAGUAGAAUCCAUUCUUCAUGAUUUGCAUCAUCUGGUGCGGUUAAUGAAAUCUCGCCAAGCAUCAAGAGAGCUAGUUGAGGAACUUGAAGGAAAUAAAUUGUGUCUGCUGGUUGAUACCGUUACAGAAGAGAUCAAGCUCAAUAAGGUUGAGGCCUCGAAACCUUUUCAUAGCAUGCGGCUGCUUGCCAAAGUCCACAAUAUUGCUGACACUGACAAUAGAAAGCCAUCAGCAGGUGAGAUCCCAUUAUUGGACGACGAGGCAAAAACAAUAAUUAAUGUACUUACAAGAGGAACCAAACAGUUGGACAUUUGUUGCAUUGUAGGUAUGCCUGGAUUAGGAAAGACAACAUUGGCUAAAAAGGUUUACAGUGAUCCCCCCAUCAUCCUACACUUUCAUGUUCGUUCUUGGUGUUGUGUUUCUCAAGUUUACAAACGCCGGAUUUUAAGUGGUAUGACUGAUGAUACUCUUGACGAGACAGGAGAUGAUUUGGCUGCAGCUCUCUACAAAUAUUUGAAGGGAAAAAAGUAUCUCAUUAUACUGGAUGACCUUUGGGAUACUUCAGUUUGGGACAACUUGAAAUGUUCAUUCCCAGAUGAUGCUAAUGGAAGUAGAAAUCCUUACAAACCAAGAUUCUUGGAAAGAAGUCGCAGAAGGUUAAGGAAAGGUAGUCUAUCUAUUCUUGAUCAGUGUCUGAACACUUUGGAGUUGAGUUAUUCUCAUUCGCCAGAUUACUUGAAGCCAUGCCUUCUCUAUUUUGGAGCAUUUCACCUGGACCAAAAUAUUCGUGUCCGUGAUUUGUUAUGGCUAUGGAUAGCUGAAGGAUUUGUGGAGAAAAGUGGAUAA
This is a messenger RNA of Oldenlandia corymbosa var. corymbosa, 1122 nucleotides long. The record is from the annotation of a GenBank genome assembly. NCBI's taxonomy places the organism in Eukaryota, Viridiplantae, Streptophyta, Magnoliopsida, Gentianales, Rubiaceae.